AUGGCCAAACGAGUCGACUAUAGUGUCUUGAGGGAGAUUUCAAAUUCUAGUGAAGCUUCAGGCUCUAGCGAUACAAACAGUAGCAUCAAUAUUAAAUCUAUAAGCGAUAGAGGGUCACACGCGUUUGCUAAGGAUAAUAUGAACUCGUUAUACUCCACCGCUUGGGAAACGAAAAGAGCGUCAACAUCUUCAUCGUUAUCGAGUGAGGCGGCUGCUGCAAAUAAGAAUUGUAAAACAUCUGCACCCAAUAGUCCCCAAAAGCCAAAUCCAAAUUUGCCUAUAGAGGACGAGGAUGAAAAUGAAAAUGAGGAUGAAAAUGAGGAUGAGGGUGAGGACGAGGAUGAGAAUGAUUUCGUUAGAGGCCGUCCUUCUGCUUGUGUUUUUGUUGCUAGUUUACGCUCUACGAUGACCGAUGAUGACCUUUGUAUCUCGGUUACUGAUCAUUUCCAAAAAUGGGGUCCUUUGGCAACCGUUAAAGUAUUAAGGGACACAAGCAAUCGUCCAUAUGCAUUUGUUCAGUAUCUAAAAGAAGAGGAUUCAAAAUUGGCUAUUGAAAUGGGGCACAACUCCUUAUUGAAUGGUAGAAACAUUAGAUGUGAGGCUGCAAAAGUUAAUCGAACUUUGUUCUUCACUGCAAAAUCUUUUGUUAGCGAGGAAUAUAUAAGAAAGAUUUUGGACCGAUUUGGCGAGAUUGAAGAGUUAGUUCCAAGCAACAGUCGAGGACAAAUCUUUUCAGACUUUUCUUCAACUAGCCGAGGUCAUAAAAAUUGGUAUUGUAAAUUUGUUUACCGCGAUGAUGCAAUUAAAGCAUUUGCCAGCUUGACCGAAGAAGGCGUAUACAAGAUCGACUGGGCACAAAAUAUCGACAAAUCGAACCAGGCAAGUGACAACUCAGAUGCAGAUUCCAAAGUCGAGAUAAAGGUAAAAUUUGACAAGUUUUCGGUUUUUGUUGGUCAAUUGAGUCCCGAUGUCAGCGAAGCAGAGUUGAGAAAAAGAUUUGAAAGACACGGGGAGAUAACUAACUUGAACUUGGUGAAGAAAGUCAACAACACUUUUGCUUUCAUUCUGUUUAAAAACGAGUCAAGUGCAGCUAGUUCUGUUGAGGCUGAAAAUCAUUCAAUGCUUUCUGGUAAAACAAUGCAUGUUCAGUAUCGCGAGGUUCAAGUGCGCACGAAAACCACCAAAAACUUUAGUGUUGCCUUAGCUCCUCCACCUAUUAACUUGGGGAAAAGGUCAUCCAUCAAAAUGAAUAACGAGGGAAGCAAGACGGAUUUCCGUCCCUUUGGGAACAACAAAUCUAAGCUAAGCAAUCACACUUCUUCUUCUUCUUCUUCAACAACAACAACAACAGCAGCAGCAGCAACAACAACUGGUUUCAGAGGUAAAACAGGUCGAUUCUUUAGGGGCAGGUCUGAAUCAGAGAAUGCAAUUGACUUGGAGGACAGAGCAACUAGUGUCAAAUCUGAUUAUACUUGGCUGGCUUCAAAAUUGGACUUGAAGGAUGAGACAACAAGGUCUCAAUUUGCAUCACCAUCGAAAUUAGAUCUGGAAAUAAGACCUAUGGUUCAACACAACCUUGCGUCAUCAUCAGAUGAGCCGAAUAAUGCCCAACAAAGAACAAGAAAGGAGAAAGAGCUUAUUGUUGGAUCACCAUUACCUGAUGAUAGAGUACCCAUGGUGAAUUCUAAUUAUGUUGCUCCUCCAAAUAGUGGGUUUCCAUUGUUUUACUAUGUUCCUGCUGAAAAUGUCAAUUUUGCUAGUUCUAAUGCAAAUAGCACACAAGCUCCCUUUUAUGGCGUGUAUCCACCAUAUUACCCACAUCAAUCUCAAUUUGAAAAUGUCAUUAAUGUCGGCGGUACCAAUGACUAUAAAUCAAUGAAUAGUGUGCCACCACCACCCCCACCACCAAAUUUCGGAGUUCCUAAUUUUAUCUACUAUGCAAAUGAAGCUGAAAUUGCUACACGUAACACCACCAUCAACACCCCCACCACUACGACUAACAACAACAAUAGCAACAACAACAACAACAACAACAGUAAUAAGAAAGCGUGA
Messenger RNA from Lodderomyces oxycetoniae, 2052 nucleotides. RefSeq lists its product as uncharacterized. The transcript has a single exon. Lineage: Eukaryota; Fungi; Ascomycota; Pichiomycetes; Serinales; Debaryomycetaceae. Bases 1 to 2052 code for a protein of 683 amino acids. Gene Ontology annotation, molecular function: RNA binding. The record is from RefSeq and is a predicted model, not a curated record.